Messenger RNA from Diprion similis, 3417 nucleotides. Its product is annotated as A disintegrin and metalloproteinase with thrombospondin motifs 12-like. Bases 1 to 3417 code for a protein of 1138 amino acids. The transcript is spliced from 16 exons. Gene Ontology annotation, cellular component: extracellular matrix. NCBI's taxonomy places the organism in Eukaryota, Metazoa, Arthropoda, Insecta, Hymenoptera, Diprionidae. Gene Ontology annotation, molecular function: metalloendopeptidase activity. Gene Ontology annotation, biological process: extracellular matrix organization; proteolysis. The record is from RefSeq and is a predicted model, not a curated record.
AUGGCUCAGGGCGGAAAAAAGGGAAAGGGCAAUAGGAAGGAGAACGUCUUUCGCAGACGCCCGAGAAACCCUGAUUUAAUCCAAGGUGCGGUUGAAUUCUACUCGAAUUCUCAUACUGCGGCAUGGAUUUCGAGUGCUCGCUUGCUAGUUCCCACUACAGUGAAAGUGCUUCCCACGUGGAAACCGGAGGUGACGUCACGUCUCUUCCCCAGCUCUUUCAACGCUGAUGUACGAUGCUGGGAAAAAUCCCAGGGUGCACACGCGGCCUCGAGAACUGCAUGCAGAGGGCGAUACACCCGGGAGGUUCGGGCGUCCGGAGAAUUCGAAAUAGUAGUACCAAGGAAGGUGCUGACCGAUGGACAGUUCCUUUCCUACCAACUGCCCCACCACUACAAGCGUUCCUACUACAAGGAUCGCCACAGAGACGAAAUGACCCCAGACGACAUGGUGCAUUAUAGAGUCGCCAUUGACGGGGAAGAGCAUCACCUGGAGUUGUAUCCCAACCACAAACUCCUCUCCCCUGGAGCCGUGCUCGAGGAUCGGAUCCUGGAGGCUGGACAACCAGCAACCGAUGAAGACUUCCUCAGGAAUGGGAGAAUCAGGCGGCUCAGAGACACCGAGUGUCACUAUCAUGGCGGUGUUCGCGAUCACAACGAGAACAGCGCACUGUCGGCGUGUUACGGUCUUGCUGGCUAUAUUAGAACGAAACGUUCGCUGUACGUAAUUGAGCCACUUGAGGGUUACGACUUCACAAAAGACGUGGAGCAUCCUCACAUAGUCUAUAAAAGAGCGAGCAAGGAUUUCGAAGAAAUUGGGAAAGCAAUGUGCAAGGUCAAUCAGAAUAUUGCAGAAAAAACAGCCAAACGAGUUGAGAGUAGACAGAAAAGAGACGCGCCAAAGAAUGCCACGUUCUACACUAUAGAAUUGUUGGUGGUUUUAGAUCGAACGCUUUUGGAAUAUCACAAGGACUUUGAUGUGGAAAAUUACGUGCUGACUCUGUUCAAUAUGGCUGCUGGGUUAUUUCAAGACAUCAGCCUCGGUGUCGAAAUGGAGUUAGUUAUCGUUAGGAUUAUAAGACUCGGAGUAGAAGAAGACGAGAUGAAUUUAUCAGUGAACAAAGACGCGGACUUCACACUGAAGUAUUUUCAACAAUGGCAGCAGAAGAUGAAUCCAGGGGAUGACACUCAUCCGAAUCACCACGACGCUGCAGUACUCAUAACUAAGAUAGACAUCUGUUUGACGCAAUCCCUCUGCGGAUUCACUGGCAUAACAACGAUCGGCAGUACCUGCGACCCCGUUAAAGGUGCGGUUGUUAUAAAGGACGACGGACUAAGGACCGGGUACAACAUUGCUCAUCAAAUCGGACACACGCUUGGCAUGUCCCACGACUCCAAAGAGGAGAACGGCUGUUCAGGAAUCACUGUGCACCGAGACGGUUACAUUGAAACUUCCGUAAUGUAUUCCGGAAAUCCUUACGUCACAAAAGGGUGGUCCAAAUGUUCACAGAGCAGCAUCAAGGCGUACUUACGAUCCGGAAUGGGAGCCUGUCUCGAGGACGAGGCUCAGGACCAUCAGUUCAUUGGUAACAAGAUAUUACCUGGUGUCAUGUACAACGGUGAUGAUCAAUGUCGACUGUACUAUCGCCAGGACGUCCGCCAGUGCGAUUUGGGAAUCUGGUGCUACCAAAUGAAGUGUCUGCCGAUUGGUGAACGUCCCGGAGCCAUUGAUGCGAAUUGGGGUGCCUGGUCACCCUGGAGCCGAUGUUCACGGACUUGUGGCUCAGGCGUAGCUUUUUCUGAAAGAAAGUGCAAUCAUCCAAAGCCUUCAAACGGCGGUGAAACAUGCCAAGGCAUCAAAAAGCGACACAAAAUUUGCGCGACUGAACCCUGUGAAAUCGGUACGCCAUCUUUCCGCGAUGUACAGUGUGCAGAGUUCAAUGACUGGGUCUUUCCGGAGGACGGAAAGAUUCAUCAAUGGGUGGGAUAUAAUUUGCCUGAAAAUUUAAAGGCGUCUGAAAAUCCUUGCGUGCUGUUUUGCCUGAGUGAGACAAAGCUGCUGACAUCUCUGAAGCCGAAGGUCGUGGAUGGCACAACUUGCUACAGAGGAAUACGGGACGUCUGCAUCGGAGGAACCUGCAGAGAAAUACCUUGCAAUUUGGAUAUGGAAUCGAACGCGGUUGAGGAUAUGUGCGGAGUUUGUAAGGGGGACAGCACCUCGUGCCUUCUUAAAGAAGGAACUAAAUUCAUCGCUCAACAGCCACGUCUGAAGAAAUUACUUGAUGUACCUAAAGGAGCUAAGAACAUUCGUGUGGAGAUAACCGAGCCCACAAAGUCGAGGAUAGUGGUCCGGACCAAGGGAUCGAAAAACGUGCUGAUCGAUGGCAAUCGAUUGGGCAUGUUUGAUGUCCCGGGUUCAAAGGCCUGGCUUGGUAUGAUCAGAGCGAGGCAGGAGGCACUUAACAUUCCCGGUCCUGUAUCCGAGGAGCUGGUAGUACUGGAAAACGCCACCCUCAAGUAUUCGUUGGGUCUGAAUCAAGAAAAUCCUCGAAAGCCUGAAUUUUCCUGGAAUUACAUUGAUUGGACACGUUGUAACGCACUCUGUGGUCCAGGAGAAGCAGUUUCGGUGCCUAAAUGCGUGGAAAAGAUCGGAGGGGAAGUGGAUGAUACUUUCUGUAAGAAAUUAACCAAGCCUGGAGAGAAAAUAAAACCUUGCAAUCAGGCACCAUGUGUUCCUAGAUGGAUGAUUGGUGACUGGCAAGGAUGCAGCCCCUGUACUCCAGGCUGCAAAAAAGAGAGAGCCGUAAAGUGCAUUCGGCCAGUUGGUCACGGUGAACAAGAAGCGGAUGUCAUCGCUGAGAGUUACUGCCAGGGUCCAAAACCGAAGGAAUCACAACAGUGUCUUGUGCGGACACGUCGCAAUAGUGGUAAUGAAAGUGCCGAUAAGGAAGAGAAUAAUGCUGAUGAAGUUUCAGUCGACGAUGAAGCGGACGAACUUGAUGGAACUUCUUUAGGUGUGAGAAACAGUAUACAUGAACUUGACGGAAACGAUGGUGGUUCAAAGAUGGACACUGAGCUUGCAGAUGUUGGAGAAUUUAGAAUGAAUCAGAAAUUAUCAGACACGAGUGAUCGCGCAUCGAUUAUAGAAAAGAGGACUGAUCAAAGUGACAAGCAGACCACGUCGAGUAUUGUCAGCAAUGUAAAGGAGGCCCAAGUAGUGUUUGACAAGCAGGAUAUCAAGAACUUGACACUUACUAUAAUCCUUGAACGAGAUGACAACAACAAUGUCGUCAAUUUUCCCAAAGAUUUUGUCCCUCAACCAAAAGCCAAUGAAACAGACUUCACUCUUGUUGGAAUGGAUGCGGUAAAAUAUAUCCAGCUGAUUCAAGAGGAGGACAACACAUCGUUAGAACCCCCUUAA